Messenger RNA from Schistosoma rodhaini, 1189 nucleotides. NCBI's taxonomy places the organism in Eukaryota, Metazoa, Platyhelminthes, Trematoda, Strigeidida, Schistosomatidae. The record is from the annotation of a GenBank genome assembly.
AUGCUCUGUUACUCUGAAAACAAAGGAUAUAAAUACAUGAAUUCUGGCAUGCGAUAUAUAGACCCACUUCCAAAUAUUAUAAUAGAUGAACAAAACGAGGUAACAGUAAUAAGUCGUUUAUCUGGAUUUGCAUAUUUUUCACAACUUAUGCUCAACGCAGAGAAUAAAAUAAGUCGUAAGCUAUUGAAAAAGGAAAUUUUUCCAUUCGAUCCAAGAUAUUGGAAACAAGUCCUGGUUCUUCUUGGAAUACAAAUCGUCCUAUCAAUUGGAAUAACACUUGGUUUGACGGUAAUCCAAUACAUGAAGUUCGAUUCAUCAUCUAUUGACAGAAUAAAUGGUAAACUGGACAUAAGCUUAGUUCUUAUACCUGUUGAGACGGUGCUGGCAAUAAUAAAUGAUGGGAUAUUAGUGUUUCUUUUGGUUUCAACAACAGUGCGAAGAAAGUGUCCAGUAAAUAUUGUCCUUUUGAUGUUAUAUACGAUGUUUACUUCACUGACAGUUGCUCUUCCAUUUACAAGUUUGGGAAUUGAAUGGAAAAUUAUGGCAUGGGCAGUUACUUUGUUGUUGUUUAUAGCAUUUACAUUAUUAGGAGCAUCUAUUCGAAUACGUUUAUUAUACACAAAUUUAUGGUUUCUCGUGAUUAGCAGCACAGAGUUUAUUGCUAUCAUAGUUGCGGUAUUUGUAUCACAAUAUUUUAGACUAACGAUGGUAAUGAUCAUCUGUGCUGUAUGUUCAGCUAUUUUUUUAAUCACAUUAAUGCUGAUUGUAGGACAGGCAACAUUUGGUAGACAUGACUUUCGAAUUGCUGGUGAUGAUUACUGUUUAGCUGCAUUGUUAUUGUACACUAUAAUGAUGAUGGAUUGGUUAACGAUCGUUCAAAAUUUACAAUACUUCACAAACAAUACACUCAAUAAAACACAAACCAGUAACAGCAGCCAAAUUUUCACCCUUAAAAAUUAAAAAUAUACUUCCCUAGACUAUCUCAACUAUAUGGAUUCCUGAAAUAUAAGUUUCAAAGAUUUUAUUGUAUGCGGAUGGUUUCAGGUGAACUCAAGGAUGCUUUCAGAAGCUCUAAAAUAGCCGAAGACAUUCCAUCCAAUCAUCGUUUGGAAGAACAUUCCAGAAUCUCACUGUGCAGAGUUUUGAUUAGACAAAUGCUAAAAACUUCUUCAUUCGGAUUGGAUGAUUG